Molecule: messenger RNA, 1533 nt
Organism: Meleagris gallopavo (turkey)
Lineage: Eukaryota; Metazoa; Chordata; Aves; Galliformes; Phasianidae
Product: serpin B10-like
Biological process (GO): negative regulation of endopeptidase activity
Molecular function (GO): serine-type endopeptidase inhibitor activity
Source: RefSeq, a predicted model, not a curated record
AAAUUGCAGUGUCAUGAGUCAUAAGAACCUUUGAAGAACAGGUCAGGCAGACUAUAAAUUCAGCCUACCCACCAUCUGAACUGCAGAAACUUUGGACAGACCCAGAGCAGCAGUCUUCCUCCCUGCACAAAACAAGGUUCAGAACAAUGGAAGCUUUAAAUAAAGCAAACACAAGCUUUGCUCUUGACUUUUUCAAACAUGAGUGCCAGGAAGAUGACAACGAGAACAUUUUGUUCUCCCCUUUCAGUAUCUCAUCUGCCCUGGCUACUGUGUAUUUGGGAGCCAAAGGCAACACUGCAGAUCAGAUGGCAAAGGUACUCUACUUCAACGAAGCUGAAGGAGCCAGAAACGUCACCACAACUAUAAGAAUGCAAGUCUAUUCCAGAACAGAUGAGCGCCUAUCAAAUCACCGUGCCUGUUUCCAGAAGACAGAAAUAGGCAAAUCAGGUAAUAUCCAUGCUGGGUUUAAAGCACUCAACUUGGAAAUCAACCAACCCACUAAAAAUUACCAGCUCAGAAGUGUCAACCAUUUAUAUGGAGAAAAGUCACUGCCUUUCAGUAAGGAAUACUUACAGUUAGCGAAGAAAUACUACAAUGCAGAACCACAAUCGGUUGACUUUGUGGGAGCAGCAAAUGAAAUCAGAAGAGAGAUCAAUUCCAGGGUUGAAAACCAGACUGAAGGUAAAAUAAAAAGUCUUCUGCCUCCUGGAUCCAUAGAUUCACUCACCAGGCUAGUUCUGGUAAAUGCACUCUACUUCAAAGGAAACUGGGCAACAAAGUUUGAUGCUGAAGAAACCAGGCAAAGGCCUUUCAGAAUAAAUACGCAUACAACUAAACCAGUGCCAAUGAUGCACCUGACUGAUAAAUUUAAUUGGACCUACGUAGAAUCAGUCCAGACUGAUGUUCUUGAGCUUCCAUAUGUCAAUAAUGACCUCAGUAUGUUCAUCCUGCUGCCACGGGAUAUCACUGGCCUACAAAAGCUAAUAAAUGAAUUGACUUUUGAAAAAUUGUCUGCAUGGACCAGUCCAGAAUUAAUGGAGGAAAUGAAAAUGGAAGUGUAUCUACCCAGGUUCACAGUAGAAGAGAAAUAUGACCUGAAAUCUACUUUGAGCAAGAUGGGGAUGGAAGACGCUUUCACAGAAGGUCAAGCUGAUUUCAGUGGAAUGUCAGAGAAUGCUGACCUGUUUUUGUCACAAGUUUUUCACAAGUGUUAUGUGGAAGUCAAUGAAGAAGGCACAGAGGCAGCGGCUGCCAGUUCAGCAUCUCUAGCAUCACGAAGCCUUGGUGCUACAGUUUUUUUUGUAGCAGAUCAUCCUUUUCUCUUCAUUAUCAGACACAACAAGACCAAGUGUGUCCUUUUCUUUGGAAGGUUCUGCUCCCCCUAGAAAAUCAACUAUUAAUAAACAAGCCCUUACAACAACAAUGAACACAAUGUAUGCCAUGAAGAACACCUCCACAGACUUUACCCUUUUCCUGUACUAUUGACAAUCUCUGCUAGAAGAGAGCUCAUAUUAAAAAUAACAUGAAUUCAAA